Molecule: messenger RNA, 2074 nt
Organism: Sesamum indicum (sesame)
Lineage: Eukaryota; Viridiplantae; Streptophyta; Magnoliopsida; Lamiales; Pedaliaceae
Product: hexokinase-1
Biological process (GO): intracellular glucose homeostasis; glycolytic process; carbohydrate phosphorylation
Cellular component (GO): mitochondrion; cytosol
Molecular function (GO): fructokinase activity; D-glucose binding; ATP binding
Source: RefSeq, a predicted model, not a curated record
UCGUUUCGGACUUGGAUGAUUUCAUCUACACUUCUGCAAAAGAGAAAAAGGAAACGAAAAAAGUGAGAAAAAUGAAAAAAAAAAAAAAAAAAGAGAGAAAAAGAAUUCACGGAAACAUUUCAAGAUCUUGUUUCCAGUUUUGAGCUCAGUCAAAAUUCUCCUCCGCCAUUAAUUUUCCUCCCACUUCUAUCGUUCCCCCUCAUUUGACUCUCACCCCUUUUCUUAUUCUUACACCCAACUCUUCAUCCAUUUAUCCAUUCCUUCUCCACUUUUUGCCACCCUGAAAUCGGUGCAAGAAGCCAUAAAGAUUCGAUUUUUAUUUUGUUUAAUCCAUUUCCAAGUUAUUUCAAAAUGAAGCAGGGAAUGGGGAAGGUAGCGGUGGGCGCCGCGGUGAUCGGAGCCGCUGCCGUGGUGGGAGUGGCGGCGCUGGUGGUGCGCCAGCGUAUGAAGAAUUCCAGCAGGUGGGCUCGGGCUAUGGCUAUUCUGAAGGAGUUUGAGGAGAAGUGUGCAACCCCUGAGGCCAAAUUGAGGCAGGUGGCUGAUGCCUUGACGGUGGAGAUGCAUGCUGGAUUGGCAUCUGAGGGUGGCAGCAAGCUCAAGAUGUUGAUCAGCUACGUUGAUAGUCUCCCAACAGGCAAUGAGGAAGGAGCCUUUUAUGCUCUAGAUCUUGGUGGUACAAACUUCCGUGUGCUCCGAGUCCAAUUAGGAGGCAAAACAGGCGGUAUUGUUCAUCAGGAAUUUGCUGAGGUUUCAAUUCCGCCUGCAUUAAUGAGUGGGACUUCAGAUGCACUUUUUGAUUAUAUUGUGGAAAACCUUGCUAGUUUCGUGGCUGAAGAAGAACAUAGAUUUCAGCAACCACCUGAUAGACAGAAAGAACUGGGUUUCACGUUCUCAUUCCCUGUGAUGCAAACUUCAUUAAAUACUGGAACUAUUAUUGGGUGGACGAAGGGCUUUUCUAUUAGUGAUGCCGUUGGCCAAGAUGUGGUAGCAGAACUGACAAAGGCCUUGAAAAGAAAGGGUGUUGAAAUGCGGGUGGCUGCUCUGGUUAAUGAUACAAUUGGAACAUUAGCUGGAGGAAGAUAUAGCAACAAAGACGUUUGUAUUGCCGUCAUAUUGGGUACUGGAACAAAUGCUGCAUACGUAGAACGUGCCCAAGCAAUCCCAAAGUGGCAUGGUCCUUUGCCUCAAAGCGGAGAAAUGGUUAUAAACAUGGAGUGGGGUAACUUUAGGUCAUCACAUCUUCCGCUUACAGAGUACGACCAGACAUUGGAUGUUGAAAGUUUAAACCCUGGUGACCAGAUAUUUGAGAAGUUGACAUCUGGAAUGUACUUGGGGGAAAUUCUUCGGAGAGUUUUACUUAAGAUGGCUCAAGAAGCUUCCUUGUUUGGUGACACAGUCCCACCCAAACUCAAAACUCCAUCCAUAUUGAGGACACCAGAUAUGUCAGCGAUGCACCAUGACCAAUCCUCUGAUCUGAGAGUGGUAGCCAGCACACUGAAGGAUGUAUUCGAGAUAUCAAAUACAUCUCUCAAGACAAGGAGAGUCGUGGUCGAGCUCUGCAACAUCAUCGCCACACGUGGGGCACGCCUUGCUGCUGCCGGCAUCUUUGGGGUAUUGAAGAAAAUGGGACGGGACACUUUGCGGGAAGGUGGUGGCAAGACGGCCAUAGCCAUGGACGGAGGACUCUACGAGCACUACACCAAAUACAGGGAGUGCUUGGAGAAAACGUUGCAGGAGUUGCUCGGAACGGAAACCGCAGCAACCAUUGUGGUCGAGCAUGCAAACGACGGUUCAGGCAUUGGUGCUGCUCUUCUUGCUGCCUCGAACUCACAUUACAGAGGGGACGAGGCAUCGUCGGGAGACAAACCGUCCCCCACGCCGGAGACAUUUACUUAAAAAUUGUGAUUUGUUUUCCGAUUUGCCUUAUAUAAAGCAUUAAUAAGUCGAAGAAUUCUAGUUUAGAUUCAUCAGUCCAAUUUUUUGGGAGAGUUGUAAGAUUCUUGUCCUAAAUACACAAGUAAAACGGGCUAUAAAAUUUUAUGUUCAACGUUGAAGCCUCACAUAAAUUCUCGUA